GAUCUCUUUCUGCUCAGAAGAAGUGAAUCUGUUCUUUAGUCUCUGGCAGCAGCUGAAAUGGCACAGCAAGAAAUUAAAGUGGACAGAGAAAGAUUCUGCUGUUCUAUCUGUGUGGAUCUACUGAAGGAUCCGGUGACUACUGGCUGUGGACACAGCUACUGUAAGAGCUGUAUUAACACCCACUGGGACAAUGGGGAGGAGAGAGGAAGCUACAGCUGCCCUCAGUGUAAACAGACCUUCACACCGAGGCCUGUCCUGGGGACAAACACCAUGUUAUCUGAUAUAGUGGAGGAGCUGAAGAAGACUGGACUCCAAGCUGCUCCUGCUGAUCACUGCUAUGCUGGACCUGAAGAUGUGGCCUGUGAUUCCUGCACUGGGAGAAAACGGAAAGCUCGUAAGUCCUGUUUGGAUUGUUUGGUCUCUUAUUGUGAGAAACACCUCCAGCCUCAUCUUCAGUCAUCUCCAUUUAAGAAGCACAAGCUGGUGGAGCUGGAGAAGCUCCAGGAGAACAUCUGCUCUCGUCACGACGAGGUGAUGAAGAUGUUCUGCCGCACUGAUCAGCAGUGUAUCUGUUAUCUCUGCUCUGUGGAUGAACAUAAAGACCACGACACAGUGUCAGCUGCAGCAGAAAGGACUGAGAGGCAGAGAGAGCUCGGGCUGAGGAGACAAACAAUCCAGCAGAGAGUCCAGGACACAGAGAAAGAUGUGAAGCUGCUUCAACAGGAGGAGGAGGCCCUCAACGGCUCUGCUGAUAAAGCAGUGGAGGACAGUGAGAAGAUCUUCACUGAGCUGAUCCAUCUGCUGGAGAAAAUAAGUUCUGAUGUGAAGCAGCAGAUCAGAUCCCAGCAGGAAACUGAAGAGAGUCGAGUCAGAGAGCUUUUGGAGAGACUGGAGCAGGAGAUCACUGAGCUGAAGAGGAAAGACCAUGAACUAAAGCAGCUCGCAGACACAGAGGACCACAACCAGUUUCUACACAACUACCUCUCACUGUCACCACUCAGUGGAUCUACACACUCAUCCAGCAUCAGGAUCCGUCCUCUGAGGUACUUUGAGGACGUGACAGCAGCUGUGUCAAAGUUCAGAGGUCGACUACAGACAGAGAUUUUACAGAUUGUGUCUCAAGUGGAAGUUUUACUGCCACAACCAGAGCCCAAGACCAGAGCUGACUUCUUAAGAUAUUCACAGGAAAUCACACUGGAUCCAAACACAGCAAACAAACAUCUGUUAUUAUCUGAGGGAGACAGAAAAGUAAAACGUAUGAGAGAAGAACAGUCAUAUUCUGAUCACCCAGACAGAUUCACAUAUCAUUAUCAGGUCCUGAGUAAAGAGAUUCUGACUGGACGUUCUUACUGGGAGGUGGAGGUGGAGGUGGGGGUGAUGAGAAGAGCAGUUGGUGUAAUGGUCACAACCAAGAAUAUCAGCAGAGGAGAAGAACCAAAAAGUAUAUUUGGACUAAAUUAUGAAUAUUGGAUGUUAGCUUGUGAUCGAGAGGGAUAUUUCAUUCAUCACAACAGAAUCGGGCGUCCAGCGCCAGGUCCUGUGUCCUCCAGAGUCGGAGUGUACUUGGAUCACAGUGCAGGUGUUCUGUCCUUCUACAGCGUCUCUGACACCAUGACUCUCCUCCACAGAAUCAAGACCAAAGUCACUGAGCCUCUCUAUGCUGGAGUUAGGGUUUGUUAUUUUAAAGACACAGCUGAGUUCUGUAAACUCAAAUAGACUUGAAUCAUUAAAAGCAGUGAUUCAGAUCCUGUGUUUAAAUCUUUAACUUUUUUGUUCCAUGUUUGUUGAUCAAAGUCUGUUGUGGUGAUGUUUCUGCUCCGCACAGAGAUCAGCUGUCAAUCAAACACUGACCUUCCUUUAUCACACAUAUUUAGUUCUCACUUUGUAAAGACAGAAAUCUAUAAUUACACUGACAUGAAUGUGUUUGAAAUAACUAAUGUUGCUGUUGUUUUGAUUUUCUGAUUAUUUCUUCUUUUCUUUUCCACAUGUGAGAUGGAGGUGAAACAAACUGAUUGUGUGUCCAUGAACUCACUGAACAAGAGUCACUGAACAGACUUUACUGAUGAAAUGAUCAAUGUCUUCCGAGCGUCAACAUGUCCAAUAGAUCAACUACACUUUAUUUCAGGCAUUAAUAUGUUUAUUAAUCUAAUUAAUACAUUGUAACAGUAGUAAAGUGUAAUGUACCUUCAAGACCUUCUGUGUUGUCCAGAUACCAAAGACCAUUAUAACCUUAAGUCAUUUGUAAAGCAUGGACCGUGCAGGAGUACUCCAAACUCAUGAGUGACUGUUCAGGUGCCAGUGGCCUCUGAUGGAUUCAUGUAUGACAGGAUAGUCUCCGUUCAGUCGGGCAUUAACGUUGGAGCGUAUGUUAGCAACAAAACGAGGGUCGUAGGAAACGUCCAUCUACUGUGUGUAUGAGUGUCUGCUGGUCAACAUGUUCCACGUGCUCCACCUCCAUCCACACAGACCCUGAACUGAAGAUAAAUCACUAAUCAUUGUAUUAAUCCACCUGUGGGUGUGAGAGGAUAACGUUGGGGGUCGGUGUCCGAAUAUUACACAUGUCAUAACUUUAGAUUUAAUGGAUAAUAUCAUAAACAUAUUGAGGAUUGCUUUGUAUUUCAUUUGUUUUGAGUUCAUCAUUAAGGAUUUAAAUCCCUUUCCUUUAUUGUUUUUGUUUUCAUUUUAAUUUU
Limanda limanda (common dab) is the source of this 2690-nucleotide messenger RNA. Its product is annotated as tripartite motif-containing protein 16-like. NCBI's taxonomy places the organism in Eukaryota, Metazoa, Chordata, Actinopteri, Pleuronectiformes, Pleuronectidae. Gene Ontology annotation, molecular function: zinc ion binding; protein binding. Bases 58 to 1716 code for a protein of 552 amino acids. The transcript has a single exon. The record is from RefSeq and is a predicted model, not a curated record.